Plasmodium cynomolgi strain B is the source of this 4158-nucleotide messenger RNA. Its product is annotated as Ser/Thr kinase. The transcript has 2 exons. The record is from RefSeq and is a predicted model, not a curated record. Bases 1 to 4158 code for a protein of 1385 amino acids. Lineage: Eukaryota; Apicomplexa; Aconoidasida; Haemosporida; Plasmodiidae.
AUGAAAAAAACGGACGAAGCGGAAAAUAGCCCCGAGAAGGGGAAAAGGGAGGAGGAGGAGGAGGAAGAAGAAGAAGAAGAGGGCAGCCACGAUGUUGGGGAAAACGGAAGAGCAGAAAAGGACAGUGCCAUCAUAAAUUAUGACCAACAUGAGGAGCACUUUAACAUGCCCCCAUGUGAUAGUGACCAACGCGAAGGCGGAAGUGAAUCUACGCGGAACGACCUCCAGUUAGAGGCACCCCUGGGCGAACCGCACCUUCACAGGUACCGCUCUGUAGAAGGAGUCGACGAAACGGACACACACAUGCACACACGUAAGGGGAACUCCAAUUAUAAAAAAGCGCAGGGGGGAACAAUAGAAGCACGCUCAAACGAACCCCUUCACGUGAUGGACAUGAACUGCGACGAUGUGCACUCGAUUGUAAAUUAUUUGAUAUCCGUGGAGAGGGAAGAGUUUAACGAGAAGUGCCGCGCCCAGGGUGGCAGCGAUGAUGGCAGGUAUGGUGAGGCCUGUGGUGGCAGGUAUGGUGACCCCUGUGAUGUCAGAUAUGGUGACGCCCUCGAUGGCAGAUACGAUGACGCCCGCGAUGGCAGAUACGAUGAUGCCACGGAUAGUGCCCAGGACGAGGGUGGAAGGGCUCAUUCCCCCGCGGGCACUCCAGCUGUCGCCGACACCCCCAGCGCGUCGUCCCAAAACGGCCAAACGGAUCACAUGGAUAAGUACGACAUAAAAUACAGGCACAUUUUGAACUCUAUGAUAGAUUACAUUUUUUCGCAUCCGAGUGAUCAUUUUUUGGAGUUGAACAAUAAGGAGGUGGAGGAGGAGGGUAACAGGAGUAGCGGUAGGGGUAGGGGUAGGAGAAGACGGGGAGGUAGUCUUUUAGGUAAGAGAGGACGCGGAAGUAGACUAUUGGGUAGGAGAAGCCCGAUCAAAUGGUACAACGACUGCUCACAUGGUGGUCCCUCCCACCCCGAUGACUCCUUCGCUAAACGCAUGAAGAGGACAGAACACACCACCACCAGUGACGAGGAACCCUCAAAAGGGUGUAAGCUAAGUUGGCAGAAAUGCAGCCAUAAUGACUGCACAUGUGUCCGUGAGGUGAGUCCCCCGAAGAGGAGAGAAGAUGUACCCUGCACAAACGACCACGAAGGGGAGAAGCCAACACGGAGAGGAAUGGGUGUACCAUACCACUUAGCGGAGGUGCCUUAUGGGGGGCCUCAAAUUGUGCAGAAAGGUCAGCCAAGUGGGAUGACUCUUCCUAGUGGGAUGACUCUUCCUAGUGGGACGCCUCUUCCUCCUAGUGGGACGCUUCUUCCCCCAAGUGACAUUACUGGAAGGCAUUUCAAAAGAGAAACCGUCAACAGUGAAGCGACCUCCGAUUAUGUGAACGCUUGGUGGAGGACCAAAGGUGGGUGGGGAUACAACGCCCAUUCGACUGACCACCCGAUGAUCGUCAAAGAUCAAACAGAGAAGGCAAAAUCGAGGGAGACACACAACAACCAAAUGGACAACACACAUAGAGUAGACACUAUAAGGACAAGGAUAGAGACACUUCAUAAAGGAAUAUUUUCCAGCCUUAAUAAGCUAAAGGGUAAUCACCGUGGAUGUACCGAAGGGGGAGACCUUCAAGAAGAAAACAGAAGGAGAAAGGGUGAAGAUAUCCCCACGUUGGAAAAUAAAUCGGAUAAAAAUUUUAUUUUUACUGAUUUCAACUUCGUGGGACACCUCCCCAUGUGCAAUGCUCCUACUGAUUGGCAAAGUGGAGAAACCCAUGUACAUGCUCCAUGCGAUAGGAAGAAAAGCGUAAUAAGAAGCAUGAACAGAAUUAUUCGUUCCCUUUUACCUGAAGGGAGAAAGACUAUCCUCUCAUGUGUGAGCACCGAUGAGGACAUGCAUGUUUGGAGCCAUGUCCGUUUCGCUGACUUCAAUUUUUUCCACGGAGAUGUCACCCAGGUGGGUCCGUCUUGUAUGGUACCUCCCCCAAGUGGAAAAACCUCCAACUAUUACUCCUCCCGUUUGUACACUGGCAAAAAAGAUAGCAGGUGCAAAAUGGACAAUCUUCACAGCGACAGGGUGGACCAAACGGAGAAAAUGCAGUUUUACUUCCACAUCAGGGAGUUCACAAGGCAGCAGUACAAAAUGAAUAUGCUUGUCGAGUAUCUCCAGGUGAAGCACCUUACUGAGUCGAAUCGACAUUUGGGAGGAGAUUGCUUUGGAGGGGGCAACUACAACAGUGCACACUUCACUCGUAGAGAGGUGCACAUAAAGCGGUUCGAACUGCUGCACCGAUAUUAUUUACAAUUUUUAAGUAGGUUCUACUUGGAGGGUGACACUUCUACGGAGGAAGCAACCUUGAUCCGGUUGAAGAGACAUAUGUACGGUUUGGACAGAUGCUCCAUCGACUGUGUGGGUCAGCGGCAGGGGUGGGGCCUUCCCCCGUUGGAAGUGUCACAAGUGGAGACCACAGAGGAAGCGGCUUCACGAGAGAAGUCGUCACAUAUGAGACCUUCACGACAUGAUAUCCGUGCUGAUCUUUCGAGGGAGAUGGAGAGUAGCCUCCCGGGGUGCCCGCGCUCCCACGUCGGCGCUAACGCUGAUCAGGAGGUCAGUCAGGAGGUCAGUCAGAAGGUCAAUCAGGAGGCCAAUCCGGAGACCAAUCAGAAGGCCAAUUGGGAGGCCAACCCGGAGACCAAUCGGAAGGUCGCUCCUCACCCCAGAGCCAGUGCCACCGCCAACACCCCGAUGAGUGCGAACGAAAUUUCGGAAGCUCACGAGCUGAGGAUCCUUUACAGGUUCGCAAAAAGGAUAAGAAGUUUUUUACGAAGGAGCAGAGUGGACAAUCCGGAGAAGCUGCCCCUUAGGAAGAUAAGGAAAAUUGUAAAAUCCUUAUGCGCAGUGUGUGCCAUUAGGUAUGGGUCGUUCCUCUCGCAUGAGCUGUUCAGGUUUGUUUUUAAAUCGGCGGGGCGUAGGAAGCGUGUGAAGAGGGAAAUGCGGGAAGUGCGGCUAGAUCGAACGGAGCUGCCCCACCAAGCGACCCUUCCACACCCCACCACGCAAAGGAGGCCAGUAAAAAUAAUCCUCAAGAGGAACAUAAAAUCCUGUAGAGAUCCCCAACUGGAGAAGCACUUCAAGCUGGAUGACAGUCCUGAGAGGAGUGACACAAAUGAGGGGAUGAUCAAACACAGGGUAGAGGAACAGGUGAUUUAUGAGAGGCGCAAUUUAUUUUUUAAAGGGGACGAUCGGAAGAAGAGGCAACUCUUGGACAUGCACUUCGACGAGGUUUUUUCCCGAGUCUUCUUCAGCAAAGUUUUGCCGACAUGUGUAGACGAGAUCUGCGUUAAGAAGGUCUCCACCGGGUCCCCCCAAAGAGGGGGCAACAGCGACGGAAGGGGGGGAAGCGGUAGUAUCCGUAGCCGUAACAGUAGUACUAGUAGUACUAGUAGUAGUAGUAGCAACGGCCGCGGCGGUGGUGACCGUCGCAGCGGCCAGGGAAGAUACUUCACCGGAGAGACCAACACCGAGAAACGCAAAAACUUAAGGGAACGCGCCGCCAUAUGGAAAGACACCACCAUAUGGAAAGGCGCCACCAGUAAGGCCCACAAGCUGAAGAGGGACCAAGUUGUGACUCUCUUUCAAAUUUUGUACCUGCAUUUUUAUAAAUGCUUUUCCAGGCUGAACGUGUGUUCCUUGCUGGGGACGUAUUGCAGUGGUCAUUCUGUGAGUGACGAGAGGGGGGGUGGAAGUGAUGAAAGCACCUCACAAGAGGUGGAUCCCCCUCGCGAAGUGGACAAAGUGGGCGAAGUGGAGGAAGCGCAGAACGCAUAUUACUACCACACCUUUUUGAGCAGAUUCCCCCCCCUGAGGGAGAAAAAAAUUGUGGCGUGCGCGCCCCAAGACUUCUUCAAAUCUCUUAACAAAAAUUUCAUCCGAACAGUCAUUUAUCAUGUGAAUAAAACGCUGGGCGAUUUUUCCUUUCUUGAAAAAUUGUUCGACGAAUAUGAGCAUGUGGAAGGGCUGUGUGCAAAUAAAAUCGCGAAAGCGUUUUGGGAUUGCAGUGAUGAUGAGGUGACCUAUCGUGAGGAGGAUAGAUAUUAUAACGUCAUUAAGGACCACUUCGUGCAAGUCAUUGUCCCCUUUUGCGAGAAAAACAGCGGUUAG